Salvia hispanica is the source of this 2045-nucleotide messenger RNA. Its product is annotated as TORTIFOLIA1-like protein 5. Gene Ontology annotation, molecular function: microtubule binding. Lineage: Eukaryota; Viridiplantae; Streptophyta; Magnoliopsida; Lamiales; Lamiaceae. Gene Ontology annotation, cellular component: microtubule. The record is from RefSeq and is a predicted model, not a curated record.
AAAACGAACUCCCCUCCAAAUCCAACCACCGCGAUGCUACCGGCGCCACCGCAUUAACUACAAUGUCGGCCUCCAGCAAGCAGGCUCGCGACCUGAAGCACCGCGUGCUCACGUGCCUCCACAAGCUCUCCGACCGAGACACCCACGCCGCCGCCGCCGCGGAGCUCGAGUCCAUCGCCCGGAGCCUCCCCGCCGAAUCCCUCCCCUCCUUCAUCUCCUCCAUCUCCGCCACCGACUCCUCCGACAAGUCCCCCGUCCGCCGCCACUGCCUCCGCCUGUUUUCCGUCCUCGCCGCCCACCACGGCGCCGCCCUCUCCCCCCACCUCUCCAAAAUCCUCUCCGCCGUCGCCCGCCGCCUCCGCGACCCGGACUCCUCCGUCCGCGCCGCCUGCGUCGCCGCCUCCCUCUCCCUAGCUUCUCACCUCGCAUUCAGCUCCGUCGCGAAGCCAUUCGUCGAGGCCCUCUUCGCGGAGCAGGAGGGAAACGCCCAAAACGGCGCCGCAUUGUGCCUCGCCGCGGUGGUUGAGGGCUCCGGCAGCCCCGACGUGGGGAGCCUCCGCAAGCUGCUGCCGCGGCUUGAGAAGCUCGCGAAAUGCGAGAGCUUCAAGGCGAAAGGCGCUAUCUUGGCGUUGUUGGGGAGCCUUGUGGAGGUUGAGGGAGUGCUCGGAGGGAGGAAUGCGAUGAGGAAUCUCAUCGGAAGUUUGGUGGAGUUCUUGAGCAGCGAGGAUUGGGCGGCAAGGAAGGCUGCUGCGGAGGCGCUGACGAAAAUGGCGGCGGUGGAGAGAGAUGCGCUCUCCGAAUAUAAAGCUUCUUGCUUGAAGACUUUUGAAGCUAAGCGAUUCGACAAGGUGAAGGCUGCGAGGGAGACGAUGAACCAAAUGAUGGAAGCUUGGAAGGAGAUUCCUGAUCUAACAGAUGAGGUUUCACCUAAAGGUAUGAUUUUGAACGUUGCAGAAACUGCUCCUGGCUCAAAAACUGGCAUUAGCCAACCAUCUUCACAAGUGAAGAAAAUUAGCCCGCAUGGCUCUCCUGCUUCUGCAGCAAGGAGAAGGAGUUCUGUUGGAAGCAAUGGGAACAGAACUAGUCCUCCAAUGUUCCGAAAAUUGGAUAGCAAGAAGCCCUCCAACACAAAAGUAGACGCUGCGGCUGCUCCUACUAGCUCUUCUGCCACGUCGGUUUCUGGAGGUAAGCAGGGUGGAGAGGAGGGGGGACGGUUUGAGAACCAGGAAAUCAGACGGGCUCUGUUCGAAGAGAGCUACGAGAAGCAGAAUCAUAGGGUUGUAGUUAGUAAUGAAACUGAAGAUGUGUGUAGGAUUCAGAGAGACUGUGAAGGCCUGUCUCUGAUCAGGAAGCAGCUUGUUCAGAUUGAAAUUCAGCAGUCAAAUUUGUUGGAAAUUCUUCAGAGAUUUACUGAGAGCUCACAGAGAGGUAUUCAUUCACUGGAGGCGCGUGUGCACGGUAUAGAGCUCGCACUGGAUGAGAUCUCGUUUGAUCUAGCCGUCUCCACUGGAAAGAUGUCGACAACUGGAGCUUCUUGCUGUUCGUUGCCCGGUGCAGAUUUCCUCAACCUGAAGAUGCGGAAAAAGACACAAGCUGGGCCUCAAGCUUCUUCCCAGUUGCGUGGAACCCAACCAUCGGUUGGGGCAGCUGGCAGCGUUCCUGGCAAGAACGAAGAUGGUUGCGGAGGGUUUCUGUUGCAGAACCGGAGGCGUCCCCUCCGUGGGGGCGGUGGGGUUAUAGUGAUGAACCCACUGGCUGAAAUCCCUCUUCAACAAGUUUCGGUGAAGGGUCAUGCUUGAUUGAGGAGGAUCUUCAGACAUCAUUCUUUGUUACCAACUAUACAUGUCUGAAAAGUUGACAACCUUAAUAUAGUGGUGGCUGAGAGUUCUGAUCUCUGUUUGUCUCCUUAUCAUCAAUUUGUUGAGAGAAGGGAUUAGGGUUAGACUGACGACGAUUGCUCCAGCAGCAGAUGGCUGGAAAAGUUGUAGAGUGGAUGCAAAAUGUAAUUCGUUUUCAUAUGUAGUGAUAAUAACUGUCUUGAUUUA